This is a messenger RNA of Andrographis paniculata, 888 nucleotides long. RefSeq lists its product as uncharacterized. NCBI's taxonomy places the organism in Eukaryota, Viridiplantae, Streptophyta, Magnoliopsida, Lamiales, Acanthaceae. Bases 1 to 888 code for a protein of 295 amino acids. The transcript is spliced from 3 exons. The record is from RefSeq and is a predicted model, not a curated record.
AUGGAGAGUACAGCUAAUUUGACGGGUAAUAAUGAUGUUGCUAUUCGCUUACUUAUUGAUCGCAUCCGCAAGGAAUUCGCCAUAAAGGACCUUGGCAAGCUUGGUUAUUUUCUUGGUCUGGAAGUCACAUAUCCAUCAUCGGGUCUCUUCCUCAGCCAGUCCAAGUAUGCUCGUGACAUUCUAAUCCGAGCAGAAUUGCUCGACUCCAAGCCUGUUGCUACUUGUUUGGCGUUUGGCGCUUCUUUCACUGCUGCUGACAUCGCCUACACUGUUAGUACUGUUAGUCAGUUCCAACAAAACCCCAAGGUGGAUCAUUUUCAAGCAGUCAAGCGCAUUCUUCGAUAUAUUAAAGGAACCAUAUCCCAUGGUCUUUUGUUCUCACCCGGUGAUGAUACUUUGCUUGGCUAUUCUGAUGUGGAUUGGGCUAGGUGUAUUGACACACGACGGUCCACUUAUGGAUAUUCUAUUUUUAUUGGUUCAAAUCUUGUUUCUUGGAGUGCGAAGAAACAACCUACUGUUUCUCGCUCCAGCUGUGAAUCAGAAUAUCGAGCAAUGGCAAGCGCUGCUUCGAAGAUGGUUUGGGUUUCGAAUCUUCUUCGUGAUCUCCAUUCUCUUCCCAAAUUUCCGCCUAUGCUUCUAAGUGAUAACAAGAGCGCACUAUUUUUGUAUCAAAAUUUUGUUUCUCACAAGCGUGCCAAACACAUAGACAUUGACUGUCAUUUCAUACGGGAGUUGAUCGAAAGUGGCAAGCUUAAAACUCAGUUCGUGCCUUUUUAUCUUCAACUCGCCGAUGUCUUCACAAAGAGCUUGGCUCGUGCGCAACUAGAGUACUUCAGGUCCAAGCUUCGCGUGCUCACAAAUCCCACGCUUUGCUUGCGGGGGGGGUGA